GCUCCAACCCACGUGACCGGAAGUAAAUACGGUUCAGCAGCAAUUCCCGCGUUCGGCGACUUUUGUCUUUCAAUCACUAGCGUAAACUUGAAGUAGCAGCCAGUCGUUCCGGAUAUGGAUGACCUGUAUUUAGACAAUAUUGACGAAUUUGUCAAUGAUCAAAAUAAGAUCGUCACCUACAAAUGGCUCAGUUUAACUCUUGGAGUCCACGUCAACAUAGCAAAACAAAUGUUGUAUCAUUACCUGCAGCAGAAACGUAAUGAAAGUUCAGGCACUCCCCUUCAUGCCACCUACCUAGUAUCUGGGAAGUGUGUUGAGAAUGGUAGUACGUGCCACAAAGUGUCAGUAGUACGUGAGGACAAGCUUGAUGCUGUUAAAGCAAAGAUGGACAUGACCAUCAGUGUGCAUGUGUACAGUGUGCAGAGAGCCGAGCUGAAGGAUAGUUCACCACUUUACAAUACAGAUUAUGAUACUGUUAAGGAGAACCUAAAAAACUGCAACAAGUACAGCGCUAUACGUUGUGCUGCGGCGGUCUCUUUGUCAUCUGCGGAACUGCAAAGAGCUCAAGAGAUGGCUUUGGUCCCUCCAGUGGAGAAGGAAAUCAGUAAACCUGGCUUGAAUGAAAACACUUCAGCUACCUCCAAACCCAGUGCUAAGCAGCCCGCAGGCAUCAUGGGAAUGUUUGCAAGCAAAAAUGCUUCUAAGAGCCAAGAAUCCAGCAAGGAAGUGAAAACAGAGCAGAAAGAAGAUUCUUCUCUGGUUGAAACAUCAAAAAGCAAAACAGCCUCCAAAGCGAACCCGAUGAGUAACUUCUUUGGGAAGUCUGCCCAAAAAAAGGCUGAUGAAAAACCUAACAAAAGCAUUAAAGAAGAGAUGGACGGCAGCUCAACAGCAUUGGCUACUGCAAGUAUGAAACAGUCACAGACAUCUCCCAAAUCUGAGAUUGACAUUAAAGAGGAACAAUCCAAAGUGUCCAAUGCUUUGAAGGUUGAAUCAAAAGACACUCGAAAUAAAACAAAGCGCCCUGAGGUUGUGGACUGUGACGAUGAGAAAAUGGAGAGCCAGCAGAAGAAGAGACGGCGGAUAAAGAAGCCCCAGCCAGACAGCAGUGAUGAUGAAGUUGUGCCAGAUUCUCCACCCGUGCCUAAUGUACACACUCCCAGCCCUAAAAAACAAGUGACGAGAGAGCCUGUUUCACACCAAGAAGAGAGUUCAGAGGUGAAGAGGAGGAAAAGAAGGCGUGUUUUGAAGUCUAACACAUUUGUUGAUGAAGACGGUGCCUUUGUGACCGAGAAGGGUUAUGUGAGCGAGUCUUACUCUGAGAGUGAAGAGGAACCUGAACCCAACAGUCAAGCCAAAGACUCGAGCUCACUCAAGCAGUCAUUUGGAAAAAGAAAGGAAGAGAAAAAAGAAAAGAGUCAGAAGAAGACCUCUACUGCUAACAAACCUACAAAACAGCCAUCCAUCAUGGGAUUUUUCAAGAAGAAAUAACUUUUAAUUCUUUCAUGGAAUUUAAAGGAAUAGUUCACCUGGAAGCGAAAACACGAGGAUGAAGAAAUAAUGCCUUCAUGUUUUUUUGGGUGAAAUAUCCCUUUAAGCACUUAAUUUUCAGCAGUGACAUUCCCAUGAACCACAUCUGAUGCUGUAAGGAGGAAAUCAAUCUUCAUUGUCGCUGUCACUCUUCAGACAUUGAAACAGGAGAUUUCUGCUUCUACAUGAACAACACUUAUCCAUUCAACUUCACUUGCUGGAUUUCAGUUCUGGGCCUGAUAGGAUUGUCUGUUGUAGUAUGUAAAUGUAUGAUCCUGCUGAUCGAGCAGAUUUCUUUACUAUAAGCCAACCUGCACAU
This is a messenger RNA of Sinocyclocheilus rhinocerous, 1849 nucleotides long. Its product is annotated as DNA polymerase delta subunit 3-like. The record is from RefSeq and is a predicted model, not a curated record. The coding region runs from base 115 to 1491 and encodes 458 amino acids. Gene Ontology annotation, biological process: DNA synthesis involved in UV-damage excision repair; DNA strand elongation involved in DNA replication; DNA replication. Lineage: Eukaryota; Metazoa; Chordata; Actinopteri; Cypriniformes; Cyprinidae. Gene Ontology annotation, molecular function: DNA-directed DNA polymerase activity. Gene Ontology annotation, cellular component: nucleus; delta DNA polymerase complex. The transcript is spliced from 12 exons.